This is a messenger RNA of Lactuca saligna, 345 nucleotides long. The record is from the annotation of a GenBank genome assembly. Lineage: Eukaryota; Viridiplantae; Streptophyta; Magnoliopsida; Asterales; Asteraceae.
AUGAGAGAGGAUUUUCUUGGGUUGAUCAGCACUGUCAUGGAAGAGUUGGUCAUAGUGGUGGACUUGCGCCUUAGGAUUCUGCACAUCGAGUUGGUGAAUGGUUUUCCAUGGGGUCACAGAGUCACCUUAAAGGAGUUUGAUGCUUUUGAAACUCCUUGUUUCUUUGGGAGUACGGAUCCAAUCCUCAGUAUGUGUUGGAUUUCCGAUGUGGAAAGUGCCUUUUGCGCCUGUUUUUGUCCAACGGAGGACAAGUCAGAUUUAAAACAUGCUUUAUGCACGAUGAAGCUAAGGAUUGGUGGUGCAAGGUCAUUGAGAGUCUCAAAGCGGAAGCAAUCGAUUUUAUGA